UACAAGGUUGUGCUGGAAAUUUUCACGGUCAAAUAGGUGAAGCUUCUCUUGAACCAAAUGCCACCUCAAAUGAAGAAUACAUUCCCUUUAUAAAAUGUUUCAUUCAAAAAUCUGGAUAUCAAAUUGCAUGC
This is a messenger RNA of Dentiscutata erythropus, 131 nucleotides long. NCBI's taxonomy places the organism in Eukaryota, Fungi, Glomeromycota, Glomeromycetes, Diversisporales, Gigasporaceae. The record is from the annotation of a GenBank genome assembly.